AAAUUGCUUUUACGGACAAAGUAGGAACUCUCAAACGACUAACGAUUCUCAAAUGAUUUGCAUAAAAAGUAAAAAAAAAGAAAAUGAGGGGGCUAACCUCACGGAGGUCCUUAACAGUAGUUAAAAUCGCCCUAUUUUAGCCCCUUUCUUAAUCUAUGGGUUUUGUGUAUUGUCUAUUUGUCAAAUUGAGUAUGUUGUUGAUGUUGAAUUACAAAUUAAUUAUUUAUAUCGAAAUGCAAUUUGUUUGAAGGAAAAGUAUGCUGAGUAAAGCGUGAAGAAUUACAUUCCGUUUACAAAAUGACCAAAGUUGAUAAAUAUUGUCGGUUGUGCGCCGAACCAACUGAACAUUUAAUUUAUGCUGACGAAGAAGCAGCUCUUAAUUCAAAGAUUGCAAAGAAGAUGCUGUGGAUUAAUAUCGACGUUUCUCCUUCAAAUAUGCUCCCUAAAAGUAUAUGCUAUUCAUGUUUUGAUCAAUUAGAAAGGACUUGGAUUUUCCUCAAGAAUGUCCGAGAGGCGCAGGAAAAAUUGUAUCUAUUAUUUCCUACCAUCAAUGUACACAAAGCUAAAUCAGGAAAGCAGUCAUCCGAAGUGGCAAACCCAGUUGAUAUGAAUUGGGAUGAUUUUCAGGAUGUUAAAGUUGAUAUAAAAGAUGAAGACAUCAUCACUGUGAUCAGUACAAAUAAAUUUAUUGAAGGUCUAGAGAAUUUAAAAAGAGAACAGUGUCCUGAAAACGACCAGGAUUUUGUGACUGAAGACAAUGGAUUCAGCAGUAGUACAGAUAGUGAUGAGCCCUCUCUUGUCACAGUCAAAAAGAAUAAAAGUAAAAAGCGAGUGUCACAACAGGAGGAUGAUAAAAUAUACAUAGAACCCGUUGACAUUGCUGACCUGGAUGUGACAUGGGAGGAGGAGGCUUGCCGCUGUGCCCACUGCGAUGCUCAGUGCAAGAACAUCUCAUUGUUAAGGUUACACUCCCAGCAUAUACAUAAUAGCUGUUGUGUUUUUAAAUGUGUCAGCUGUGGUAAGGUUGUUUCCAAUUUUAAAUCAUUUGUCAAACAUUUGCGACUGCACAAGCAUAUGCUUAAUUAUUGCUGUGAGUUCUGUGACAAAAAGUUUACAAUGACUAAAUUCAUUAAAAGACACAAACAUGUCGAGCAUGGCGGUGGGAACUUAACUUGUUGCAGGAAAUGUGGCACGAGUUUUGACACGGUGGAGCAGUUGCAUGACCACUUAGAGAAAUACAGCAAAAGCAUUAAGAAAAUGUUUAGGAAAGCCGUUGAUAAAACGGAUGAACAAGACUUGAAGUGCAACCUUUGCCACAAGGAAUUCAAAAAGCGUACCCAUUUGAAUCAGCACAAGCUGGUCCACACAGACCGCAGCAGAGACUUCUCCUGCCACAUCUGUGGCAAAAUGUUCUUCAUGAAGGGAACAUUGAGCACCCACAUACUGACACAUGAAAACGUCAAACCUUACAAGUGUGAAUUUUGUCCGAUGGCAUUUAAAGCAAAAGGAAACCUCCAAUCCCACAUCACAUUGCAUUCCGGAACAAAGCCAUUUGUCUGCGAGCAGUGCGGGAAGAGCUUUAGAGUCAAAAGGCAUCUGAAAUCACAUUCCAUAAUACAUACAGACUUAAUGCCUUACAAAUGUGAAUAUUGUGACAAAACUUUUAGAUUUAAAACCCGUCUUAACUUACACCUGCGACAGCAUACAGGUGCUAAACCUUACAAUUGUCCUCAAUGUCAAAGAGACUUUACAAAUGGCUCUAACUACAAGAAGCAUAUGAAACGAAGGCAUAAUAUUGACACAACAUCAAUAUGGAAAAAGUAUAUCAGUGCAAAUACAGCAACGGAAGAAAGCAAAGAUACUGUUGCUGGCCAGACAUGAUAUAGUUGACAUCUACUUUAAAUGUAUUUAUGAAGAUAAAAUAAGGUUGUAAUUAAUGAAAAAAAGGUUAGAGUGCAAUGGGUACAGAAGGUCAACAUUAUCACUAGCAGGGCCGGUUCUAGCAAUAUGGACGCCCUGAGCGAGAUGUUUAGGGCGCCAUGGUGCUAUGAAUGAGAAAAAAGGUGCUCAUGUUGCCCUUUUUUGGCGGUCGCCCUACCUCGCUCUGCCCAAAUGCAUUACUGAUCAAAAGCUAUAUUUGUGAAUUGCUAGAUGUUUGAAAUGUUGUAGUUUUGUUGAUGUAAAUAAUAAAAAGUGUGACUUUAUAGUUGGUAGUAUAUUCCAUUUUAGUAUAAGAAAUGUUUUAAAUACAAUUUUAUGUACAUUUCUGUUACAAAUUAUAUUAUUUAAUGCAUUAUUUUAAAGCGUUCAACCCUGCAAUAGGCCAGCAUAGGUGUAGUUUUCUGAGAAAUACAAUUUACAUACAUAAUUAAAUAUAUUUUUGUACAUAU
Papilio polytes (common Mormon) is the source of this 2390-nucleotide messenger RNA. Its product is annotated as zinc finger protein 660-like. Bases 298 to 1881 code for a protein of 527 amino acids. Gene Ontology annotation, cellular component: nucleus. The record is from RefSeq and is a predicted model, not a curated record. Gene Ontology annotation, biological process: regulation of transcription by RNA polymerase II. Gene Ontology annotation, molecular function: zinc ion binding; RNA polymerase II transcription regulatory region sequence-specific DNA binding; DNA-binding transcription factor activity, RNA polymerase II-specific. The transcript has a single exon. Lineage: Eukaryota; Metazoa; Arthropoda; Insecta; Lepidoptera; Papilionidae.